Messenger RNA from Drosophila suzukii, 1217 nucleotides. Lineage: Eukaryota; Metazoa; Arthropoda; Insecta; Diptera; Drosophilidae. The record is from RefSeq and is a predicted model, not a curated record.
AGCGAACGGAUCGCACACCUCCUAAGUCUUUGAUUUAUAACAUCUAUUCGAGAAAACUUAAAAUAAGUUUUUAUUUGGAUAGAUACACAUAGAUUGCCAAUUUUCUGGCAACAAACAGACGCGGUGUCGGCAAACAACACACAUUUUUGGGGGCAAUCAUUAGAUAGCUAGUUUUGAAGUCCAGCAAGAUUAUAUACAAAUUUUGUUGUCUUCAGAUUUUGAACGUUUUUUAAAAGAAAUUACCAAGGAACCAUCUCAAAAUGUCGAAUAGCAUUGUUAGAUUGGCCAAUCCCCAUUUGGAUACGAUGGCAUCGGACUUUUUGUACCACUUGGAUAUUAAUGUGUCAAAUACCCAGGAUACUAGUGAUAUUCAGCAGAGAUUCGGCGAUGUCAGGGUGGUCUGCACGGGUGGAACUGCAUCUCGAAUGCGGGAGUUGGCUCUAUACAUGCGGAAGGUAUUGGGAGUGUCAGACCCGAGUGAUCCGGUGGACUUGUGCGAGCGCGGCCAUCGGUAUGCCAUGUACAAGGUGGGUCCGGUACUAUGCGUAAGUCACGGGGUGGGAUCCUCCACUUUUAGCGUUGUGCUUCACGAGCUGCUCAAGCUGGUCAAGUAUGCCCGGUGCCAGGAUCCCAUCUUUCUGCGAAUCGGCACCUGCGGAGGACUGGGAGUGCCACCUGGUACAGUGGUGGUCACCAAGGAUGCAUUUAAUGGCCUGCUGCGCAACGAACAUCAGAUCGCUGUUCUUGGAAAACUUGUGGUACGACCAGCUCAGUUUUCUGAAGACGUGAUCAGAAAUAUAAUGGAAUAUGGUGCCGAUCCUAAUGACGGUUUUCAGACCAUAAGUGCCAACACAAUGGGAACAGAUUGCUUUUAUGAGGGUCAGGGACGCACCGACGGAGCUAUAUGCGAGUACACUGAGAAGGAUAAGAUGGACUUCCUGCAGAAGUGCCAUGAUCUGGGAAUCCGAAACAUCGAGAUGGAGGCUAGCAUGUUUGCCUCAGUAACCAAAAAAGUGGGAGUCAAGGCCGGGGAUGUUUGUGUGACCGUGGUGAAUCGCCUUCAAGGGGAUCAGGUUACCGUCACCAUGGACCAGAAGCACGAAUUCGAGCAACGACCCUUCCUGGUGGUUGGCCGUUAUAUUAAGAAACUACUCUCCCAGAAUCUUUUAAAAUAAAUAGUCGCUUGAUUUAAAAAAAUAAAAAGAAAAGAGUAAUAA